Messenger RNA from Populus nigra (black poplar), 3846 nucleotides. RefSeq names its product pentatricopeptide repeat-containing protein At3g24000, mitochondrial. Gene Ontology annotation, biological process: RNA modification. Gene Ontology annotation, molecular function: RNA binding; zinc ion binding; protein binding. The record is from RefSeq and is a predicted model, not a curated record. The transcript is spliced from 2 exons. Lineage: Eukaryota; Viridiplantae; Streptophyta; Magnoliopsida; Malpighiales; Salicaceae. The coding region runs from base 671 to 2443 and encodes 590 amino acids.
GUCUCGAUGAAACUACCCUGAUUAUUAAGUCAGAAGCUGAUGUGUUGUACGGGUAAAAUAUUCGAGGGGUGUGUAAAACAAAAAGGUUAAUUUUGGUGAGAGUUCUUUUACAUGUCAGGAAAUGUUAUUUGUUGGGUCAAGUGUCCAUGAGGCCAUAAGAAAGAAAACCUACAAACAUGAAGAGGUCCAACCUUGGAUUUUUGUAGAAUAAACCAGAUUAUAUAUCACAUCAAUUAUCACUUUUGUCUCACGGUAAGAUUCUCUCAAUUUUAGAUAGAUUAACUCUUUUACAGCUCCGUUUUUUGGCUUGAACGGGCUGGAGCUUGAAAGACAUUACUCAUCAAUUGUAAAUCUUCUGGUCAUCCUGUUUGACGAGUUGCCUGGACGGACCAAAGCUUUAGAAAUAUGACCCACUAGAGGCAUUUGGUAUGGUCGGGAAUUGUCCGGACAGAGCGAUAUAAUCCAUGAGAUGGAACCCAUGGGGGCAUCUUGUUCGGUGAGUGGCAUGCGGUUCCGGGCAUGUGAACUGAUUAGGCGAAGAUGGGUGACCUGUGGUUCCUAGCUAGGUGAUCAGCCAAGGUGCAACUCAAGAUUCGAUACUCUUAUGCGACAGGACAGGACUUUAGGAAUUUUGUGUAAUGUCCUGUAUAGUAAUAAUAAUCAAUGAUUGAUGGAGCUUAUACGACAGCAAUGCAAAAACAAUGCAGGUGCAAGAGAAAUCUGUCACACGUUGCUAAAGAGAUGCACCCAUUUGAACAAACUCAAUGAAGGGAAGAUUAUUCAUGCCCUUCUUCUCAAUUCCAGAUUCAGAGACGAUCUUGUUAUGCAAAACACCCUUCUCAACUUGUAUGCGAAAUGUGGUGAUUUGGUUUAUGCACGUAAACUGUUUGAUGAAAUGUCUAGUAGAGAUGUUGUCACUUGGACUGCUUUGAUUACUGGGUAUUCUCAACAUGAUAGGCCGCAGGAUGCGCUUCUUUUGCUCCCUGAAAUGCUAAGGAUUGGAUUGAAACCCAAUCAGUUCACUUUGGCUAGUUUGUUGAAGGCGGCUUCUGGGGUUGGGUCUACUGAUGUUUUGCAGGGUCGGCAGCUUCAUGGGGUUUGUUUAAGGUACGGUUAUGAUUCGAAUGUGUAUGUGAGUUGUGCUAUUUUGGAUAUGUAUGCUAGGUGCCAUCAUUUGGAGGAAGCCCAGUUGAUAUUUGAUGUUAUGGUGAGCAAAAAUGAGGUUUCUUGGAAUGCUUUGAUUGCUGGCUAUGCUAGGAAGGGUCAAGGAGACAAGGCUUUUUGUUUGUUCUCGAACAUGCUGAGGGAGAAUGUUAAACCUACUCACUUUACCUAUUCUAGUGUUCUUUGUGCUUGUGCUAGCAUGGGGUCAUUGGAGCAAGGGAAAUGGGUUCAUGCCCUUAUGAUAAAAUGGGGUGAAAAGCUAGUAGCUUUUGUUGGAAACACUUUGCUUGACAUGUAUGCAAAAUCAGGCAGCAUUGAGGAUGCAAAGAAAGUUUUUGAUAGGUUGGCAAAACGGGAUGUUGUUUCUUGGAAUUCAAUGCUUACUGGAUAUUCUCAACAUGGACUUGGGAAGGUAGCUUUACAAAGGUUUGAAGAAAUGCUGAGGAUUAGAAUUGCUCCUAAUGAUAUAACAUUCUUGUGUGUUCUUACUGCUUGUAGCCAUGCGGGCCUUUUGGAUGAAGGACGUCAUUAUUUUGACAUGAUGAAGAAAUACAAUGUAGAGCCACAAAUUUCACAUUAUGUCACAAUGGUUGAUCUUCUUGGUCGAGCUGGACAUCUUGAUCGAGCCAUACAAUUCAUAAGUGAAAUGCCAAUUAAACCCACUGCUGCUGUCUGGGGAGCGUUGCUGGGUGCUUGUAGGAUGCAUAAGAAUAUGGAGUUAGGUGGUUAUGCAGCUGAAUGUAUUUUUGAACUGGAUUCUCACUAUCCAGGUACCCAUGUAUUGCUCUAUAAUAUAUAUGCAUUAGCUGGUAGAUGGAAUGAUGCUGCUAAAGUGAGAAAAAUGAUGAAAGAAAGUGGAGUGAAAAAGGAGCCUGCUUGUAGUUGGGUAGAGAUGGAGAAUGAAGUCCACGUGUUUGUGGCAGAUGAUGAUGCCCACCCACAGAGAAGAGAGAUCCAUAAUAUGUGGGAGCAGAUUAGUGAUAAGAUUAAGGAAAUUGGUUAUGUUCCAGACAGUAGCCACGUGCUUUUGUGUAUGGACCAGCAGGAGAGGGAAGCAAAGUUGCAGUACCAUAGCGAGAAGCUUGCUCUAGCUUUUGCACUUCUCAACACACCUCCUGGAUCCACAAUCCGCAUCAAGAAGAAUAUCAGAAUUUGUGGUGAUUGCCAUUCAGCAUUCAAGUUUGUGUCCAAGCUGGUGGAAAGGGAAAUCAUUGUCAGAGAUACCAAUCGGUUUCAUCAUUUUUGUGAUGGCGCCUGUUCAUGUGAGGACUACUGGUAGUGCUGGUUGUCAAGAAAUAACCUAUUGAAUUAUGAAGGAGAAAUUACUUGAGCUGCUAGGAAACAUUUAUUCUCCUAUGACAAUCCAAGUCACAUAACAUAUCUAGGCAGAGCAAGGUGGGGGUGGGUGGGGUUGUGUGCAAAUUAUAGGAUCGAACUCGCGGAAAGAAAUCAAGAGUAUGUGUUGGGUAAAUGAAUGCAAGAGCACAAACACAACACGGUUCUCAUUCAAACAGUGCAAACUCCGAGCUGCUCUUUGAUGAUGAUACCAUGACAAACUUCGUGAAGAAAGUUCAAGUGGACUGCUAUAACACCCUUAGUUGAAACAGAUCAGGGAAUUUACUUACAUGAAUCACAAGAAGAGAAUCUGCGAGAAGAGAUUGACCAAAACAAAAGAAGAGUAGAGAGGGAAAGAGAGAGAGCAGCAAGAGAAUCUGCAGAAAGUGAUCGAGUAACAUUAUCUUUAUCUGGGACCAGCGAAUUUCAGGUGCAGAAGCAAUAUCAAUUGCUCCCUUAACCUAAUUAAAGCAUGUGUAGAUCUAACUUGAGAAAAUGAGACAAAUAAACGAAAUAUAGAUUAUAUCCAGUAUUCUUAAGUUGAAUUUAUCUAAGCCGUUCUAUUGGUUGUAUCAAUCAUUAUUCUGACAACAUCCUAAACUUGCUACCAGGCAAAAUGUUCUGUACGUCCAUUUAACUUUGCUGUGCUUGUGAUGGAUUGAAAACUGCUUGAAAAGAAAGGUGCACUUCUCCUCAGAAAUGAAAUGUUCCAGCAUCAUAUCAGGACUCAAUUUCUGCCUGCAGCAUCAUAAAAAAUUAACAAGCAACAGGCACCAGGGUCUAAAAAUAGAGUAUAAAUAAAGAUUAGACGAAAGGAUGAGAUUUGAAGGAAGGGAGGGAGAAAGGAACGCAAAAGGAGGAAGCAACCCGUUUUUUUAAUGGUUGUGCCGUUUCUGCAGCUAUAAUAGAGGGAGAGAGAAACAAAAGAUGGUAGAAGGCGUGACAGAAGGGCGUGUAUAUUGUGAUUGUGGUAAAGACAGUUCUUGCUUAAAAUGGCGUGGCGUGUGAGCAAAGCUUGAUCAUAUCAUCAAAAUAUUCUUUAGCUAACAACUCCAAGCACCACCAAAUACUCCCAUUUCAGAAAAGAUCAGGAGGUCCCCCUCCUUGAGCCCUCAAAGAGGUAAGAUACAGAGAGUCAGAAUAGAGAAAGAGCAGAAAAGAUUAAAAUUCAAUUUUAAAUUCUCGACACGAUGAUUUGAUUGGAACUGUGAUUUGUUUAUUUCUCAAGUUCUUUACUGUAUUAACAUGUUCUUUUAAGAAGAAAAAAAUGAUUUAGGAGUGCUGUUGCUUAGUUUCUGGAACUCCAAUAUAUGAUCAAUUCAACAUGCAUCUUUCAUUUGAUUUGAA